AUGCCAAUGACCCUAGGACUACCUCCUCUUUCAACUCUCUCCCACUCUGCCACCCACCUAUGUCCACAUCACCUCUGGACCUCCACCACCAUACCUCCACCUCCUUGGACACCUUGUUCAAAGGAGUUGGGUUUGCUCGUUGUUGAUAAAUCUCAACUUGCUUAUCCACCCUCCUUCCAACCUCUGGUCUCCACACCUCCAGUACCUCCGGUACCUCCUCACCUCCAGUACCUCCUCACCUCCAGUACCUCCUCACCUCCAGUACCCCCUCCUCACCUCCAGUACCUCCUCACCUCCAGUACCUCCUCACCUCCAGUACCUCCUCACCUCCAGUACUCCUCACCUCCAGUACCUCCUCACCUCCAGUACCUCCUCACCUCCAGUACCUCCUCACCUCCAGUACCUCCCCCCCCCCCCCCCCCUCACCUCCAGUACCUCCUCACCUCCAGUACCUCCUCACCUCCAGUACCUCCUCACCUCCAGUACCUCCUCACCUCCAGUACCUCCUCACCUCCAGUACCUCCUCACCUCCAGUACCUCCUCACCUCCAGUACCUCCUCACCUCCAGUACCUCCUCCCUUCUGGUACCUCCUUACCUCUGGUACCUCCUCAUUCCUAUAUUACCUCCAGUCUCAAUAA
Messenger RNA from Cantharellus anzutake, 639 nucleotides. RefSeq lists its product as uncharacterized. The transcript has a single exon. The record is from RefSeq and is a predicted model, not a curated record. Bases 1 to 639 code for a protein of 212 amino acids. Lineage: Eukaryota; Fungi; Basidiomycota; Agaricomycetes; Cantharellales; Hydnaceae.